UCUUCCCUCUGCUUGUGCAGCAGUUUAUGCACAGUUGUUGCCUUUAAGCAGCUCUGUAAAGACUGAGCUGAGUACAAGAUGGCGUCCCAGCAGCUCUUUUUGAGGUUAACGUGGCUGGCUGUAUUGCUGACGCUGUUGGCUCUCAGAGAUGCAUCCAGUGACAGCAGCUUGCACAGGAUCUUGAGGAAGAGAGAAGUGGCAGGAGCUGGGAUUGCCCCCUCAAAGUCUUCUGUGGCCAUUCCCUCUUCCAAGGCUCAAGAGUUCCUGGCAAAACUAAGCAGAACCAAGAGGAACAUUUGGGAUCGCAGCAGACCGGAUGUACAGCAGUGGAUUAUGCAGUUCAUGUUCAUGGGAUUUGAUGAGCAGCAGCUGGAGGCUGACCUGUCAUACUGGAGGGACCUCGCUCGCUCUACUGACCAAGGCCGGCAGCACCAUUAUGAUGAAAACUCCCCCACUGGCCCACGUGACACUGCCUCUUACAGACACGGCGCUAAUGUCAACUAUGACUACUACUAACUGAAGGCUGUGAUAGUCUAAUGCUUUGACACCUGCCAUGCAGCUGACAACACCCAAAUACUCCACAGCUGCUCGGGCUUCUUUGUUCCAAUUGGUUACACUCAUCAAUAUAACCCACUCAACAUUUUCUCUCUCCUACGUCACAUAUCAGGCGUAAUUUUUUUCCCUCUCACUGAGCAUUGCCUCUACAGUUUAAGUUCUGAGGUGGCUGAUUUGUAUGAAAUUCUGUACAAAUCUGGUGUCUUGUCUUUGUCACUAGAUUAUCGUAAAUAAAGAUGUCGCUUCUUA
Scatophagus argus is the source of this 804-nucleotide messenger RNA. RefSeq names its product ECRG4 augurin precursor a (gene ecrg4a). NCBI's taxonomy places the organism in Eukaryota, Metazoa, Chordata, Actinopteri, Scatophagidae. The coding region runs from base 79 to 516 and encodes 145 amino acids. Gene Ontology annotation, biological process: anaphase-promoting complex-dependent catabolic process; cellular senescence; central nervous system development. The transcript has 4 exons. The record is from RefSeq and is a predicted model, not a curated record.